AUGGAAAAAACUUAAAAUUAAGCAGCAAAGCAACAGACUAAAAUUCCCUUUGAAACAAUUCUAUGGGUUAAAAAACAUUGUCCUGAAAAGGCAAAGAUAAUGUAUAAGAAAACUAAGUUUGAGCUGAAGAAACAUUAUGAAGUAGAGAAUGUCUUUAAUCAGUUUGAUGAAGAUGGUUCAUAAACUUUAGAUGUCAAUGAACUGUUCGAUAUGUUUUAACAGAAUCAAAUUUACAUUGAAAAGGAGGAGCUUUAGGAACUUUUUGAGUUAGGUAACCCAAAAAAGCAUGGUGAAAUGACUCUUGAGGAGUUUAUCAACUUCGCCAGUAAUUAAACCGCCAAUCAUAAAUUUCGAAAAAUAAUGAAACGAUUAAGGAGAGAAAUGGCCAAAAGGAAUGGGGUAAUUCCUCGAGUAUUCCUUCCCUUUAACCUUAAUACACUUAUGGAUUAUUUGUCUAAGAAAACACAGAGAGAUAAACUAUUAGAAGAAAUCGAUAAAUCAGAUAAUAAUCUUGAUAAAUGGCAGGACGAUAUAAAUAAAUUUGAGUAGCUAUUUAUGAUUAACAAAAAUCUUGAUAACAAGCUUAAUAGUGAUAACUACAUUUACCGAUAGAUAAAGAUGGCUAAGCAUUUUCAAAAUAAAAAUCAUUCAAAAAAUCAGGAUGAAAAGAAUAAAAACUAACCUUUAAUGCCAAAAACUUCUUGUAAGAAUGCUGAAAAUUCAAAAGAUUUGAAAGUUGUUCAUUUGAUGACAUAGAAAAUGCUUGGCAGAGUAAUUAGGAAUAACACUUUAGCAACAAUACAGGAAUCUUAAAAUAACUAAACUUAGACUCAGGCAAUUUCACUUGAUAGUCUAAUGGAAGAAGGAAGCUAACUGCAAGAAUCAAUCAUAAUUGAAAGCGAAAAUAAUUUAGCUUAUAGACCAAGCAGUCCUUAGAAUGAAGUAAAUGCUGAAUAUUUUCCUGGUUUAAAGGAAAAAACGAAUAAAAAAGCAAAUUUCUUUAGUGCUUUGAAUUUAGGUAAUAACAAUGUAGAUUAAAUUAAAGAGGUCAAAGAAGAAUAUAUGGAAAACAUUAAUGACUUUCUAGAUAUAGAUUUUAGUAAAAAAUCAUCUUAUAGAUAUUCCUCUGACAGAAAAUAAUCAGAAACAAAACAAGAGCAGGAAUAGCCAACAAAAAAUAAGCUAAUUAAGAUAGAGAUUGAACAAGUCGUUGAUGAUUAUGAAAAUAAGAGAAAUUUGUAUUAUUUGAGUGAUUCUCAAAAUUUAACAGAAAGAAAAUCCAAUUAGCUAAAAAGGAUUAUGCCAUCAAGAAAUCUCUAUUCUGAACAACUGGCAAAAACAGAUAGAUAAGUUUAAUCUAACAGAAAAAGUAUCUAGUCUAUUAAUUAACCUUAAAAUCAAGAUUAAUAAGAAUUUGCACCUGAUUUAAUAAAAACUCUAUCAAAAAAAUUCACAUUUUUGCAACGCUCAGAGUCAGAGAAAAAAUUGCUUUAUAAAAAUCAGCUUGAUAUUAAGCAAAGACCAUAGCCAGAUAGUCCUCUAUUCUCUGGAUAUCUUUCAUCACAGAAGUUUCACAAAUUUUUCCAAUAAUUGAAAGAGCAAAAGAAAAAGAUUGAUAAAUCGUAUUUCAAAAUGUAAUAGGUAGAUCAACCUCAACCUGAGGGUAUGAAAAUGUUUAGAAGCUCUGACUAUUUCAAGAAGAGUUAGAGAGCGUUUUCAACUUGUGCUAACACUUAACAAAACACUCCCUAAAGCAGCAUUAUAAAUAGGAAGACUUAUAUGAAUUCACGAAAUGAGAAAAGCUUAAGCAAGAGUCCAUCAAGCAGGAGAAGUAAGGGUUUAGCUAAUGAAAUGAAAAAUGCUGGGAAUAUAAAAAUGACUAAGCAAUAUUUGCUUAAUAUGAAAAAGGUUUCGAAUGAUAAUGGUGCUAUUAGAAAUAUCAUGUUUUUCAAAAUUAGCCAAGGUCAAGAUGACAAAAAACUUAUGAAUAAUAAAGAGAUCAAUAAUUACAAUUGA
Stylonychia lemnae is the source of this 2016-nucleotide messenger RNA. The record is from the annotation of a GenBank genome assembly. Lineage: Eukaryota; Ciliophora; Spirotrichea; Sporadotrichida; Oxytrichidae.